AUGGAAGACACUUUGACCGACAAGCUCAUAUCAAUUUUCAAGGAUCGAGAUAUCCCAGCUAAGUGGGAGGUGAUUGAGUCGGUAUUUGAGGAUGACAGGAAUGCUCAAUGGGCGUCUAAGCAUCUCCGCCCUGACACUCUAUUAUCAAAAGACGAGCUCGCGUUAUAUCUUAAGCUCAAAAACUCCGGUGCUCUUCAACCUAUUCUCCGCAACCCAGACCUCAGCGCGACGCGGCCUAUCCUCGAAGAGGAACUCCGCCACACGAUCGAGUCCCUCGAAGCCUCAACAGCAACAAUCCAAAAACAGACUGAGACUCUGAAGCUCCAAUUUGCAAGCCUAAACAAGCGAUUGGACCUGGAAAACAAUGUGAAGCAGCAGCGGAGCCGGGAUAUCGCUCGGCUGCAAAAGAAACAUGAAGCGGGGAGGCAAAAUACUACAACGGCGGCAAUUGAGCUUGCCGAUGGAUUGGAGACUGAUCUAAGAACCGCGACGGAAAAGUCAGGCGCAGAAAGCAAGAGAAUCCUCGCUUCUCUGUCUACCCGGUUAAAGCAAGACGACAAGGCUCUCGCGAGUCUAGAAACGCUCAUGUGCAGUAUUAAGUAUCGUGGGAAUGAUGCAUCUACGAUCAAACGUACGAACCAUCUCAGUGUGAUGUUGUCGGACUACGUGGCAGAGGAAAUACACUACCGCCUGGAUCGACUAUAUCUGGAAACAAUACAUGCGGGGGGCUCAAACCAUGACGCUAUAGAUAUGGCAACGAGCACUGCUCUCGAGGAAGAAUUAGAGUCUCUGUAUCCAGAGAUCGAAAUCUUGGCAGAAAUGUCGACCAGACAGCAGUUCCACGAGCCUGUCCUCCGUGAACUCCAGAAUGAGCAUGAUCAGCUUCGAGUGGCAUCGCAUGAGAAAGUAGAACAGGCACUCGACAUGUUGAUCGAGAUGACUUUGUCAAAGCAAGAUCUUACAAACCAACUCGGGGUCCGGGAAUCGUCUUCUGAACUGUUAGAACAGUUAGCUGUACUAUACCAAUCCGAAGCAGGCAGCGAACUUAUCGCACAGGCGUCAUCCCGACGAGAGUCUCUCCGACGGCGAUCGUUACAGCCAGGCCUCCUUCUUGUCACCCGCACGCCCGGUGCGCCUGUAAUUGCCCAGCCAUCACUCGAACGACUUCUGAGGCGUGUUGGUGUACCACCAGGAUCGAUCCUUCACCCGCGCGAGAAUAGAGGAGUUGACGACCUCCAUGAGAAACGAUAUCACAUUUCCGAAACACUUCAUAGCCUCAAUAUAGCAAGGGACGCUCCUCUCGUGACUCACUUAGCGCCGUUGGAUAACGCAUAUCAGCUUCUUCGUUGCUCAUUGCACGCCAACUCUCACCGUGAAACAUCAUUGCGUGAUUCUUUAGAGGAGUCAACACUCUUGGGCCUCGAGAAAGAACUCGCAAGUCUUCAAAAUGGGGUCCAGAAGCUCAAUUUGGAUGUUCUCCACCAGCGUGAUAGUAAUCAGGAUAGAUUAAUUGAGCAGUGGACAUAG
This is a messenger RNA of Penicillium vulpinum, 1527 nucleotides long. RefSeq lists its product as uncharacterized. The transcript has 4 exons. The coding region runs from base 1 to 1527 and encodes 508 amino acids. The record is from RefSeq and is a predicted model, not a curated record. Lineage: Eukaryota; Fungi; Ascomycota; Eurotiomycetes; Eurotiales; Aspergillaceae.